AUGACGAGGCAGCCAGUGGGUAACAAAGAAGAAAUAAAUAUGGAAUUUAAAAGUAUCAUAUGUAUUUUAGUUGGAUUUUUGUUCAUUGCUACAGUAACGUGUUUAAAAUCAAAUCACCUCUUAUCAGAUGAUGAACCAAACAGCAUAAGAACAGUUUCAGUGCUAGAUGCUUUAGGCGAAGCUGAUGAUGAUGAUGUUAGUGCAGACAAUGGCUUGUUAGCAAUCAGUGAAUGGUUUCCUAGAGUUGUUUUCGGUCCCAGUUAUAAACCAGAUAAACGGGGAAGUCUAAUGCGGUUUGGCAAGAAGGCUUCAAUGUUGAGAUUUGGAAAACGGGGUUCUUUAUUUCGAUUUGGUCGAAAUAACCCCUUACCGUUAUAUUUACAAGCCCCUAUUAGAAGUGAAAGAGAAGAUAUACCGAAGACAAAGAAAGUUCCAGAUUCAUUUCAUUGGGGACGUGAAGCGGAGUAA
This is a messenger RNA of Lottia gigantea (owl limpet), 468 nucleotides long. RefSeq lists its product as hypothetical. The transcript has 3 exons. Bases 1 to 468 code for a protein of 155 amino acids. The record is from RefSeq and is a predicted model, not a curated record. NCBI's taxonomy places the organism in Eukaryota, Metazoa, Mollusca, Gastropoda, Lottiidae.